This is a messenger RNA of Komagataella phaffii GS115, 843 nucleotides long. RefSeq lists its product as uncharacterized. Gene Ontology annotation, biological process: vesicle fusion with Golgi apparatus; endoplasmic reticulum to Golgi vesicle-mediated transport. Bases 1 to 843 code for a protein of 280 amino acids. NCBI's taxonomy places the organism in Eukaryota, Fungi, Ascomycota, Pichiomycetes, Pichiales, Pichiaceae. The record is from RefSeq and is a predicted model, not a curated record. The transcript has a single exon. Gene Ontology annotation, cellular component: membrane; trans-Golgi network.
AUGUCUUUCUAUCAACAACCACAGCAGUUUGGUCAAUACAACCCUGCGUCGCUUCCACAACAACAAUCUUAUUCUGCGGAGCAACCGUUUCAGCAAAAGCAAACACCGUAUCAUGUGAGCCAGUCACACUCCCCAGCUCCAGGCUUUCAAAUUCCCGCAGCUCAAUCACAACAGCAACAACAGCAGCAGCCACCGCCAUUCCAGUCAUUUCCUUCUGGAUCUAUGGACUUUAAUAAUGUCAGUGGGUCCAUAGGAGAUCAGAAACUAUCACAGGGCUUCUUGGCAGCAUUUUCCACCAGUGGGUACCCGGGAGAACCUCCAUUACUCGAGGAAUUGGGUAUCAAUUUUAAACAUAUUAAAGAGAAAACGGCAGCCGUAUUAAAUCCAAGGCGUGGCAAUAUAAGUGCAGAUAUCAUGACAGACUCGGACUUGGCUGGUCCUAUUCUCUUCUGCUUAGCAUUUGCUACCUUUUUGUUGCUCAGUGGGAAGACUCAUUUUGGAUACAUCUAUGGAGUUGCCCUUUUCGGUACCAUAUGCCAACAUAUUUUAUUCAAGCUCAUGUCACAAGACGCUUCGAUUGAUCUCAUACGGACUGCCAGUGUCAUUGGAUAUUGUUUGUUACCCUUGGUGUUGCUGUCGGCAGUUGCCGUUUUCGUUCCAUUGGACAACCUUCCUGGGUAUGUGGCAGCUAUUUUGGCUAUUCUGUGGUGCACAACUUCAGCUUCUGGGUUUAUAGUGUCAGUUUUGAGAUUACAGAAUGUCCGCAUGUUGAUUGCAUAUCCAUUGGCCAUGUUCUACAGUGUGUUUGCCUUGAUGGCUAUUUUUGUGGAAAAGACUCAGUAA